AUGACCGUGAUAGCCGGGGAUAACAUGGACGAGACCUCAGCCCUGCCCGGCCAUCCUCAGGACAGCUACCAGCCAGACCAUGAUGAUCAUGAGUGCUGUGAGAGGGUGGUCAUAAAUGUGGCAGGGUUGCGCUUUGAGACCCAGCUAAAAACUUUGUCUCAGUUUCCCAACACUCUUCUGGGUAACCCCAAAAAAAGAAUGCGCUAUUUUGAUCCCCUUAGGAAUGAGUAUUUUUUUGAUCGUAACCGCCCCAGCUUUGAUGCCAUAUUAUAUUACUACCAGUCUGGGGGAAGGCUACGGAGACCAGUCAAUGUGCCUCUGGAUAUGUUUUCAGAGGAAAUAAAGUUCUAUGAACUUGGGGAAGAAGCCAUGGAGAAAUUUCGUGAAGACGAGGGCUUUAUAAAAGAGGAGGAGCGCCCGUUGCCAGAACGAGAGUUUCAACGCCAGGUGUGGCUUUUAUUUGAGUAUCCAGAGAGCUCAGGGCCAGCCAGAAUCAUUGCCAUAGUCUCAGUCAUGGUGAUCCUCAUCUCUAUUGUUAUUUUCUGCUUGGAGACUUUGCCAGAACUGAAAGAAGAUCGUAUUUUCACCCGCAAAAUGGGGAACAAUACAGUACAUUUCAAAUCUCACAUCUUCACAGAUCCAUUUUUUGUGGUGGAGACCCUCUGCAUAAUAUGGUUCUCCUUUGAGUUGGUGGUAAGGUUCUUCUCUUGUCCCAGCAAACCAGAAUUCUUCAAGAACAUCAUGAACUUCAUUGACAUAGUGGCCAUCAUCCCUUAUUUUAUCACAUUGGGGACUGAAAUAGCUGAGCAAGAAGGUCCCCAAAAAGGGGAACAGGCAACAUCUUUGGCUAUCCUGCGAGUCAUCAGACUGGUAAGAGUCUUUAGAAUCUUCAAACUCUCCAGACAUUCUAAGGGCCUUCAAAUAUUGGGACAGACCUUGAAAGCUAGCAUGAGAGAACUAGGGUUGCUAAUUUUUUUUCUGUUUAUUGGGGUCAUCUUGUUCUCUAGUGCAGUUUACUUUGCUGAAGCUGAAGAGGAUGACUCUCAUUUUUCAAGUAUACCUGAUGCUUUCUGGUGGGCGGUGGUAUCUAUGACCACUGUGGGUUAUGGUGACAUGUACCCUGUGACAAUUGGAGGCAAAAUUGUGGGCUCCUUGUGUGCCAUCGCUGGUGUGCUGACAAUUGCCCUGCCCGUACCUGUCAUUGUGUCCAACUUCAACUACUUUUACCACCGAGAAACUGAAGGGGAGGAACAGGCUCAGUUACUUCAUGUUAGCUCCCCCAAUUUAGCCUCUGACAGUGACCUGAGUCGACGCAGCUCUUCAACAAUGAGCAAAUCUGAAUACAUGGAAAUUGAAGAGGAUCUGCAUAAUAGUAUAGAUAAUUUUAGAGAGUCAAAUCUCAGAACUGGCAACUGCACCGUAGCAAAUCAGAACUGUGUUAACAAAAGCAAACUGCUGACAGAUGUGUAG
Molecule: messenger RNA, 1470 nt
Organism: Pelobates cultripes (western spadefoot toad)
Lineage: Eukaryota; Metazoa; Chordata; Amphibia; Anura; Pelobatidae
Source: the annotation of a GenBank genome assembly